CCUCUGGUGGGCGGGGCUUGUGUGUAUAAAUGUGCUAUGCAGCACACUCUGAGCCACAUGAACAAAAACAGACAUGGACCACUACACGGACGGCAUGCUGCCAUACAAGAACUUCACUGGACCACAUGACUGGACCCGGCUCCUUGAAGUGGUCCAAUGGGUCAAGAUACUCAUGGCUCUGCUCAGUGCACUAGGUUCAGCUUCUAUCAUUGCCUGCAUGAUGUCACAACAACGAAGCAGAACCUCAGAGCUCCGGCCCCUGGUUUUGUUGAGUGUUUCGGACCUGCUGCUUGCCCUCUGUUGGCUGCUGGAGGGCACACUUGCAUCUUUGCGCUGCCUCAGCUGGUACCACCUGCACACAGCCCAGCAGGCUGUAUGCAUGGCAUCCUUCUUCUACACACUCAACUAUGUGUGGAGUGUUUAUGAUGGCCUACGUCUCAGGUUCUCCUGUGGUCCACAGCACCACCCUGGACAGUUUUCCAAGCAAGUGAUCCGGGCUGCCAACUUGACGGCUUUGCUUUGCGGCGUGGUUCCGGUCCUCUUGAUGGCACCUGUGUUCAUCCAAGGAAGUGUCAAUCAAUGUGGCGCCAACUGUAGCAACUCAUACAGAUGUCCGCUGAUGCUUCCCAUUCCUGCUUGGCAGCCAAUCAGAGCCUGCCUGGUGCUGCGUGGCUACUGCGGCGCCAUCUUCCUCGCCACCUUCUUCCUUACGCUGGUCAGCAUGUUGGUGCUCAUGGGAAAGGCUCGUCGUGUGUACCGGCGAGUAGUGAUGUCACAUGGUUACCUUGGCAACCAGCAGCGGGCCUCCUUCCGUUCGCUGGACUUCCGGAUACUUGCAUACUCGUUUGUGUUCGCCCUCUGCUGGGGACCCGUGGCAUGUUUUGUGCUCAUGCGUGUGUUGGUGUCAUCGGGCGACAUGGACAUGGCGGCGGUGAUACUUCACAUCACUCAGGCCUUCACAUCACCGUCUCAAGGCGUCCUCCAUUGCAUGCUGCUGGCAUGCACACGUGUGUGGCACACAGGCCGGCCGCUCGCUUGGCGACAUGCCAACACUCAGACGCCGCUUCUGCGAGGGCAGAAGAAGAGAAGUUAUCACACCUGAUCGUGAUGUCAUUACUUUCACUUUGACUGGUGGGAAAAGUCCCUAAGAGUCCAGGGAGAUUCCCGACAAAAGAGGAAGAAGCACUCUGGAAGAGGAAGUGAUGAAACGUCGCAUAUGCCGCCAAGAGUCUACGAGAGCAAGAUCAACAUCAGCGUAAUAAAGGUAAAAAUCAUUCUUUGGUUCUGGUCUCAUUUCAGUCUUUACGGGUCACCGGUACUGACACGUGGUUCCUGGACAGAACUAGUAUGUAUGCAUGCUCAGCCCCCCGUGUACCCCCCCCACCCGCACUGUGGCAGCAUCACAAAGAACUUUCUGUUAAUUAGGACAACUCAUUCUUGGCACAGCGUCUCAUCACUGUCAUGGCCACCACAUCAUCCAUCAGAGCAUAUGCAAGCUGUCGUACAAACAUGGCCACCCACCUCAACGCUGAUGUGCAUGGUCGGGGUCUAUUACAUAAUGUUUAUGAUCAGCGUGCAGUGACAUAAUCUCACGCACCCCUGCCUCUAUCUCAUAAUAACUUCAUGUCUAUCAAGCAGCCAGUAUGUCUCCAUGGUAACUGUUACACAGCAAACAAUCAGUGACAUCAGCACGCCCUCUAGUGGAAGAUUUUAUUUUUUUAUGACUUAAUGACGUUUUUUGAUUCUCAAAGACGAAGAUGUUGUUCAGAGCUGUGGCGCUGCGUUGUGAGUGCUGGAAGUGGCGCUGAAUGCGUCCUGGCACAGGAAGACCUCACACCUGCCAAAGUGGGCAGAGCUACUGGCACUGACCCCACCAAUGACGGGCAGGUAGGAGUGAUGGAGGAUGGGCAGCUGGACAGACAAUCGCCGCCGCACGCUGACAGAUGCAAGAAUCAUGAAAGAAAUUUCAGGGCUGCAGAUUGAGUGAGUGACAUGUGACAGGAAAUGGACUUACAGGUCAGGAGCGUUGACAUCAGUUGGAUUCUCCUUAGCUUCCACUGCUGGACCACCAGAGUGUGACGACAGGUUGUCCAUACAAUAUUCAAACGGAAAACCGCUGGCACUUCCUGUGGCGCUCUGAGGAAGCUGCACCUCCAAAGCCUCACAAAGUGUGUCAAUUUGAGCGUCCAGCUGUGAGGGAGGACAUUUGCAUGUGAUUGGUUGCACUUUCAGUUUGUCCUCAUUUUUCCUCACCUCUGCUUUUUCGUGUUUCAGCUGUCUGUUCAGCUUCUCUUCAUCCCUGCCCUCUGUAGCCCCGCCCCCUCUGCUCUGCAGCUGGCUGAUGUUAGACGUCAAGUUGAUGAACUAAACACAAACAAAGCACCACAGAUGCUUGCUCUUCUGAAAGAAGGCGGAGUUAGAGAGCGCCUUGCUGACCUUGACUCCCAACAAGGCGGUGAGGAUGAGAAGGUCACAGGCAAGGAUGAGACUGCUGGUCACGCAGAAGUGAAGUGAAGGUUUGUGGGACAAGAGCAGCCAAGCGCAAGCUACCGCCACACUGAACGCCACCGCCACCAACAUACUGAGCGCCAGGCUCGUGUUUUGCCUUCUGAUGUUCCAUGCAACGAAACAUCCCAAUCCCUGGAAGUGACCCAUUUCAAAAUAAAAGCACUGAAGUUAGCUUCAGUACAUUGUUGCGUAGUACAUGAGCCGCCCCAACGUGUGUGAUUACCAGUAGAGGUGCUUUGUAAGCGUAUAGAACGGUGGUCCACACCUCCGUGUUGAUGCUGCUGCAGCUGUCUGUGUGAGUCAACAUAACAUCCGAGUGGGCGGAAUCACUCUGAAAAGCAAAUGGGACAGACUCCAUCACUUUGGCCCAAAUGAGGAGACGCUGCAGUAUAUAAAAUGAAUUAAUGUUCAUCCAUGUACAACAAUGAAAUGCUCUUUCUCAAGAUGGCAGAAGAUCCAUAACUAAUAUGCGUCACUACCUGUUGCCAUUCAUACAACAAAA
Messenger RNA from Doryrhamphus excisus (bluestripe pipefish), 3010 nucleotides. It is a transcript of the gene tmem116, whose product is annotated as transmembrane protein 116. Gene Ontology annotation, biological process: adenylate cyclase-activating G protein-coupled receptor signaling pathway. NCBI's taxonomy places the organism in Eukaryota, Metazoa, Chordata, Actinopteri, Syngnathiformes, Syngnathidae. Gene Ontology annotation, cellular component: plasma membrane. The record is from RefSeq and is a predicted model, not a curated record. Gene Ontology annotation, molecular function: G protein-coupled receptor activity.